CCCGCGGUGCUGGCGGCGCUUCGAGGGCGCCUGGGCGCGCUGUGCUGGAGCCUGGCUCCCCUGUCCCUGUCCCUGUCCCUGUCCCUGCCCGGCUGGCGGGACUCGGCCCCCCGGCCGCGGCGGGAGCAGGAAUGGGACGAUGCGCUGCCGACGCCCACCAGCGUCAAUUACCACUUCACCCGGCAGUGCAACUACAAGUGCGGCUUCUGCUUCCACACGGCCAAGACCUCCUUCGUGCUGCCCCUGGAGGAGGCCAAGCGGGGGCUGGCGAUGCUCAAGGAAGCAGGAAUGGAGAAAAUCAAUUUCUCGGGAGGAGAACCGUUCCUUCAGGACAGAGGCGAAUUUGUAGGCAAACUGGUCCAGUUUUGCAAGCAGGAGUUGGAGCUCCCAAGCGUCAGCAUUGUCAGCAAUGGCAGCCGGAUCAGAAAGCAGUGGUUCGAGCAGUACGGUGAAUAUUUAGAUAUUCUAGCAAUUUCAUGUGAUAGUUUUGAUGAGGAUGUCAACGUUUUGAUUGGCCGUCGUCAGGGAAAGAAGAACCACGUGGAAAAUCUGCAUAAACUGAGACAGUGGUGCCGAGAGUAUGCUGUUGCUUUUAAAAUAAAUUCGGUCAUCAACAGAUUUAAUGUUGAGGAAGAUAUGAAUGAGCAGAUCAAGGCACUCAACCCUGUGCGCUGGAAGGUAUUCCAGUGCCUGCUUAUCGAAGGGGAGAACAGCGGUGAGGAUGCCCUAAGAGAAGCAGAAAAAUUCGUUAUCAGUGAUGAAGACUUUGAUCGAUUCCUGGAUCGUCACAAAGGUGUCUCCUGUUUGGUACCUGAAUCUAAUCAGAAGAUGAGAGAUUCAUACCUCAUUCUGGAUGAAUAUAUGCGUUUUCUAAACUGUAGAAAUGGACGGAAAGAACCUUCCAAGUCCAUCCUGGAUGUUGGUGUAGAAGCAGCUAUAAAAUUCAGUGGAUUUGAUGAGAAGAUGUUCCUAAGAAGAGGAGGAAAGUAUGUGUGGAGUAAAGCCGAUAUGAAACUGGACUGGUGACUCAAUAGACUGAGUUAGGGCAGUGCAUUCUGUAAAAACAGAUGUAUACUCAUAGGUGAGUGUAUACUUGUAUCUAAUGCUUUUAAUUACACUUGGUAUUUUACCCAGAACAAUGUUCAUUAUAACUCUAUAUGUUAAUAUGUUACAUAUUUUUAAAUGCAGAUUACAUUGUCUACUGUUUUCAUGAGCAUGACUAAAUACUUUCAGAGCUUCCACAUGAACAGAUUUCUGAAAUUAACUUUGUAGUCUAUUGCACCAAGAACUUAAAGGCAAACUAUUUUUAUAAAAUACUACAUGAGUGUGCAUGCCAGAUAACGAACCAAAAAACACCUCAAAGUCUAAAUCAUUCUAAACAGCUGUAAUGAUGGAGAAGUCAAAAUACUUAUCAGGAAAUGCAUUCUGCCUGUUUCUCAGGGAAAGAUGAAUUGCAGUUCCUGGACAGAUCACUGGAGGGCCAGAUGCUCUAGAAGCAUCUUCUGCUUUUUUCAGGGGUAAUAGAGGGUCAGAAUCUAGGAAUCUUUAAGUAAUAAUGUAUUUAAAAGGAAAUCAAGGUGAAAAAAUUGGCAAUUUUUAUUCUUUAAGACUUAAUUGUAACAGCAUGUUCUCCCUCUCCUCUGUAUACAUACAUGAUAUUUGCAAAAAUGUUUGGGGGUGUAAUUUUCUGUGAGUACAUAUUUUUAGUCGUGAAAAAAUAUUGUACUUGUCCAUCCUAAAACCUAGAAGUACAUUUCACCUAAUGAUAAACAACAUCAUAUUUCACACUGGCAAUGUCUUUAGUUCUAACAAAUAUUUACAGUGAAACACUGUUUUCAUUUUAUUAAUAUUUCCAUUUUCCUUUCUUCUGCAAAUAUUGAUUUAUUAUUUUCAACUAUUGUUGAACUGUGGGCAUACAGUUAUGAGGAAGAGUCCUUCUCAAACUAAUUAAUACCAUGUAGAACAGCCUAACAUAUAUCUUCUGUUGCACACUAGCUUUUUAUUUGGCUAAGCCAUGGAACUACAAACAGCAAAGUUCAUAUAUCAAGCAACCUUGUUUUAAAGGUUGCUUGUCUCAGUAACUAAUUAGCUUGCUGGUUACAAACCUGCAGAUAUUAAAUGAAACUAGUCUGGUUUUGUGAGAGCUACCUUUGAUUUUAAGAGCAGGCAGCAUCAAUAUAAAAUA
Messenger RNA from Ficedula albicollis (Collared flycatcher), 2185 nucleotides. RefSeq names its product radical S-adenosyl methionine domain containing 2 (gene RSAD2). The annotation marks the transcript as partial. Gene Ontology annotation, biological process: positive regulation of immune response; defense response to virus. Gene Ontology annotation, cellular component: lipid droplet; mitochondrion; endoplasmic reticulum. The transcript is spliced from 6 exons. Gene Ontology annotation, molecular function: 4 iron, 4 sulfur cluster binding; catalytic activity. The record is from RefSeq and is a predicted model, not a curated record. NCBI's taxonomy places the organism in Eukaryota, Metazoa, Chordata, Aves, Passeriformes, Muscicapidae.